Messenger RNA from Thlaspi arvense, 183 nucleotides. Lineage: Eukaryota; Viridiplantae; Streptophyta; Magnoliopsida; Brassicales; Brassicaceae. The record is from the annotation of a GenBank genome assembly.
AUGGAACAGCCGUAUACCCUUUCAUGGAUGAGAAUGGACAUCAAUACUUUGAUGUAUGUUCUUGCAUUGCUUGAACAGAAGAAGUCUACGAAUCUGACGAAGAAAUCCACCAAAGACGAAGAAAAAAGGAAAGAUCCUCUUUACACGAAAUAUCUCGAAGGUGAUCCCACUGUUGGACCAUGA